GACGACGCGAGACGCUACCACACAGUUUGGUCUGCGAACGUUCCCAAACAAGUCAUCCAUCUGUCGCCACUUUCUCUCCUCCAGGAAGAAAGGCCUACAAGAGCUGAGAUCACUUCGCCAUCCGAGAAGUGCAUCACCCCCCAAAUCUGGGCAUCCUUUGCCUCCGGCCGUUGCAAAGCGUACACCCCUCUGGUACUCUUGCUUGCCGCAGUCGCGAACCACCUUCUCGGUAUCAGCGGGCCAUCUUUCUGGCUGGUGAGGAUAAAAGAUGGCGGACCAACAUGAGGUCGACCUUGACUCGAUAAUCGAUCGUCUCCUCGAGGUGCGAGGCAGCCGUCCUGGCAAACAAGUCCAGCUUCUCGAGGCUGAGAUUCGCUACCUGUGCACCAAGGCUCGUGAGAUCUUCAUCUCCCAGCCCAUCCUCCUUGAGCUCGAGGCCCCGAUCAAGAUCUGCGGCGAUAUCCACGGACAAUAUUACGACCUGCUGCGUCUCUUCGAGUACGGCGGCUUCCCUCCUGAGGCCAACUACCUCUUCCUUGGUGACUACGUCGAUCGUGGCAAGCAGUCCCUCGAGACCAUCUGUCUGUUGCUGGCCUACAAGAUCAAGUACCCCGAGAACUUCUUCAUUCUUCGCGGCAACCACGAGUGUGCUUCCAUCAACCGCAUCUACGGUUUCUACGAUGAGUGCAAGCGCCGCUACAACAUUAAGCUAUGGAAGACAUUUACGGACUGCUUCAACUGCCUGCCCAUUGCCGCCAUCAUUGACGAGAAAAUCUUCACCAUGCACGGUGGUCUUAGCCCUGAUCUGAACUCCAUGGAGCAGAUUCGCCGCGUCAUGCGACCUACCGACAUUCCUGACUGCGGUCUUCUCUGCGAUCUUCUGUGGUCGGAUCCUGACAAGGACAUCACCGGCUGGAGCGAAAACGACAGAGGUGUUUCUUUUACCUUCGGUCCCGACGUUGUGUCUCGGUUCCUCCAGAAGCACGACAUGGAUCUGAUCUGCCGCGCUCAUCAAGUCGUGGAAGAUGGUUACGAGUUCUUCUCCAAGCGUCAACUGGUUACUCUCUUUAGCGCACCAAACUACUGUGGAGAGUUCGACAAUGCUGGAGCUAUGAUGAGCGUGGACGAGAGCUUGCUCUGCUCGUUCCAGAUUCUGAAACCCGCUGAGAAGAAACAAAAGUACGUUCCUGGUGUUCUCGGAGGCAACAGCCGACCAGUCACUUCUCCCCGAAAACCCGCUUCCAAGUGAUUCUGA
This is a messenger RNA of Colletotrichum navitas, 1255 nucleotides long. RefSeq names its product calcineurin-like phosphoesterase. NCBI's taxonomy places the organism in Eukaryota, Fungi, Ascomycota, Sordariomycetes, Glomerellales, Glomerellaceae. Gene Ontology annotation, biological process: chromosome segregation; regulation of mitotic cell cycle. Gene Ontology annotation, cellular component: cytoplasm; nucleus. The coding region runs from base 269 to 1249 and encodes 326 amino acids. Gene Ontology annotation, molecular function: protein serine/threonine phosphatase activity. The transcript is spliced from 5 exons. The record is from RefSeq and is a predicted model, not a curated record.